Molecule: messenger RNA, 210 nt
Organism: Mesorhabditis belari
Lineage: Eukaryota; Metazoa; Nematoda; Chromadorea; Rhabditida; Rhabditidae
Source: the annotation of a GenBank genome assembly
AUGAAAGGUCAUUUCCUUAUUUUCUGCUUGGUUCUCUUUUGUUUACUCGUUUUUUCGUCAGCUCAAGAGCGAGAUGCUGAAGCCGAGGAACGAGUGCAACGGUUCUUCUCAAAGUUGAGACCAAUGGGAAUGCAGGAAUUCCGAUAUCCGAUGUUUGGUGAUGGAAACUCUCGCAAUCUCAAGUAUUGGACAUCGUUGAGAAGAUACAAU